AUGCUUGGCGCGUUUUCUCUCCGCAAGAAGUUUGCCGCCACCAUCACCACACGAAUGAGGUUUAUAGCCAGAAUCGGCGCCAUUUUUAUCAUAGCAUUGCCAACAUCCGUUGCAUUCUGCUCAGGCGCUGCAGGUUGUGAGCAUUUGCUGUACAGGCUUCGUUUGGCUGCUAUGAUGCCUCGUGGUGCGGGAGCAACCCUUGCAGCAGUUGCCUUUUUCUUUACCUCGAGCUCGCGCGCGCAGAGCGCGACCACGUCGUCCUCCUCGGAGGCCGACGCAUGCUCAGCAGCCGAGGCUGGGCUCGAUGACCACCCCGAGGUGGAGCAGAUGCGGGCGGUCUUCGUGCAGUCCCGACUGACGGCCCUGCAAAAUCGCACCGCGACCCCCAUCGGGCGCCAGCAGGGGGCGAGCGAGCUCGGCAGCGCGCAGCUGCUGCGGAGCGGCCGCGCCCUGUCGAUGACCGCGGAUCAGCGGGCGGAGUUCGCCGUGCCCCUGGCGUGGUUCCACGUGCCGAAGACGGGGACCUCCUUCUGCAACGCGCUCUACCACACGCCGACGGUGUGCAGGUCCUUCCCCCGUGGAGAACUACAUCGGUGA
Messenger RNA from Prorocentrum cordatum, 597 nucleotides. The record is from the annotation of a GenBank genome assembly. NCBI's taxonomy places the organism in Eukaryota, Dinophyceae, Prorocentrales, Prorocentraceae.